CAAAAACAGAUAGCAGCUCUCAGCAACCACCGACUGGGGAAAGAAAAAGUUCACUUUCACUUCAUGAGCUGUUCCUUGCAGGUAUCAUGGUUAAUGCCAUGCUGCUCUACUGCUGUGCUCUACAGCUCAUUCUCUGCUUCGGUGCCAUCAGAGCUGAACUGGAUUCCAACGCCGUUAGAGAUGUGACCACAAAUGCCGACUUUACAUCCCUGAGCAGGGGCAAGACCCUAUUUUCUGCUGCAGGUCCACUGACUAAACCCACACUGGAAAAAGAACAUCAAAUGUCAGAAAAGAUGCUGCUCAAUCCUGAGCUGAUGUUCGAUGCAGUCGAGAUGGAUAGAUCAGAGCGUUCGCCCAGGAGAUGCGUUCGACACCUAGAGUCCUGCUUUGGCCAUGCUCUGCCUUGCUGUGAUCCAUGCACCAUUUGUUACUGCAGAUUCUUUAAUGCUAUUUGUUACUGCAGGAAAAUCGGUAGUGACUGUGACCAGGGCAAGAACUAGCUUUGUACAUGUCCGCUCUGUUGACAACUUUUCUGUUUUAGAUGUAAACAGAUUUAUACUAUGUUAUGUUGAUUUCCAUGUGCAACUUGUAAGUUUGCAGUUGAAAUAAACGUUUUACUUUGA
This is a messenger RNA of Mobula hypostoma (lesser devil ray), 623 nucleotides long. RefSeq names its product agouti-related protein-like. Gene Ontology annotation, molecular function: neuropeptide hormone activity; type 1 melanocortin receptor binding. The record is from RefSeq and is a predicted model, not a curated record. The coding region runs from base 87 to 500 and encodes 137 amino acids. Gene Ontology annotation, biological process: neuropeptide signaling pathway; hormone-mediated signaling pathway; positive regulation of feeding behavior. Gene Ontology annotation, cellular component: extracellular region. The transcript has 4 exons. NCBI's taxonomy places the organism in Eukaryota, Metazoa, Chordata, Chondrichthyes, Myliobatiformes, Myliobatidae.